AAGAUGUCAAACGUGCGAGUGUCUAACGGGAGCCCGAGCCUGGAGCGGAUGGACGCCAGACAGGCGGAGUACCCCAAGCCCUCGGCUUGCAGAAACCUCUUUGGCCCGGUCAAUCACGAAGAGUUAACCCGGGACUUGGAGAAGCACUGCAGAGACAUGGAAGAGGCCAGCCAGCGCAAGUGGAAUUUUGAUUUUCAGAAUCACAAGCCCCUGGAGGGCAAGUACGAGUGGCAGGAGGUGGAAAAGGGCAGCCUGCCCGAGUUCUACUACAGACCGCCGCGGCCACCCAAAGGCGCCUGCAAGGUGCCGGCGCAGGAAGGCCAGGAUGCCAGCGGGGCCCGCCCGGCGGUGCCUUUACUUGGGUCUCAGGCAAACCCAGAGGACACGCAUUUGGUCGAUCAGAAGACUGAUGCCCCGGACAGCCAGACCGGGUUAGCGGAGCAGUGCCCUGGGAUAAGGAAGCGACCUGCCGCUGACGAUUCCUCUCCUCAAAACAAAAGAGCCAACAGAACAGAAGAAAAUGUUUCAGACGGUUCCCCCAACGCCGGUUCAGUGGAGCAGACGCCCAAGAAGCCCGGCCUCAGAAGGCGUCAGACGUAAACUACUCGAAUAUGAGUAUGUUUCCUUGUUUAUCCGAUACAUCACUGCUUGAUGAAGCAAGGAAGAUAUAAAUUAAAAAUUUGAAAUACAUAUCUGACUCCAAGAAUGGACAACCUUGACAAGCACUGAGCAGCAACAGACUUAAUAACACUAAAGUUUUAGGCACUCUUAAGUCAUCUGCCUCUAAAAGCAUUGGAUGUAGCAUUGUGCAAUUAGGUUUUUCCUUAUUUGCUUCAUUGUACUACCUGUGUAUAUAGUUUUUACUUUUUAUGUAGCACAGAAACUUUGGGGAAGGGAGGGCCGGGGAGCAGGGGGACUGAGGAAUUGGCAUGGGGGGGGGGGAGCGGGGGCGGUUGAAGAGCUUGCUUCGAUUUAGAGCAAGGACAAAAAUAUUUGACUUGCAUGAAGAGAAGCAGUUUAGGGGAAGGGUUUGAAUUAUUUUCUUUAAAGAUGUAAUGUCCCUUUCAAUGAAAACUGAUAUUUCAUUUUAAAAAAUCAUCCAAAUUUGAACACUGGCUGCAGAUAAUUGCUAUUUAUUUUUACAUGAAGUGUUUUCUCAUUUGGGAGCUCUGAUGAUUCCGUUAUGUAGUAGCAAAUGGCUUUUUUUUUUUUUUUUUUUUAAACAACAACAAAAGACUCCUCAGUGCUCCCCACUAGUCUCCCUUACAGUUGGAAUUUACCAGUAUUCAGCAGUCUGGUAAUCACUCCAGGUACCUCUGAGCAAAACUCUGGCAUGUAUGUGGGGAGUGUUCUGAAUGCUCAGAAUUAACCAUUUAAUUUUUAUCAGAUUUUUGAGAACAUUUCUUAAUUUUCUUUUCACUUCAGGGUGUGUAGACACAGUCAAAAUAAUUCUAAAUCCUUGGAUAUUUUUAAAGAUCUGUAAGUAACUUGACAUAAAAAAUAAUGAAAUAAUUUUUAAUUUACAGCUUCUCAUUCUGUUUCUUAAUUUGUCCAAAGGAUAGUGGUAUUUUUAAAGGAAAAGUGAAUAUAGAGAAAAGCACCCGUGGGUAGGCAAAAUGGAUGCUACAUCUUUAAACAGUAUUUUUACAUUGCCUGUGUAUGUGUAUGAAACAAAACCAUUUGAAGUGUACCUGUGUACAUAACUCUGUAAAGACACUGAAAAUUAUACUAACUUAUUUAUGUUAAAAAGAGAUUUUUUUUUUUAAUCUAGACAAUAUACAAGCCAAAGUGGCAUGUUUUGUGCAUUUGUAAAUGCUGUAUCGAGUAGAGUAGGUUUUUCCCCUUCUUCUGUUCUUCUGUUAAAUAAUAUGGCUAUGCUUAAAAGGUUGCAUACUGAGCCAAGUAUAAUUUUUUGUAAUGUGUGAAAAAGACGCCAAUUAUUGUUACACAUCAAGUAAUCAAUAAAGAAAACUUCCAGAGCUA
Cervus elaphus (red deer) is the source of this 1983-nucleotide messenger RNA. RefSeq names its product cyclin dependent kinase inhibitor 1B (gene CDKN1B). The transcript is spliced from 3 exons. Gene Ontology annotation, cellular component: cytoplasm; nucleus. Gene Ontology annotation, molecular function: cyclin-dependent protein serine/threonine kinase inhibitor activity; protein-folding chaperone binding. Lineage: Eukaryota; Metazoa; Chordata; Mammalia; Artiodactyla; Cervidae. Gene Ontology annotation, biological process: regulation of cell cycle; G1/S transition of mitotic cell cycle; negative regulation of cell population proliferation. The coding region runs from base 4 to 600 and encodes 198 amino acids. The record is from RefSeq and is a predicted model, not a curated record.